Messenger RNA from Vigna unguiculata (cowpea), 1149 nucleotides. RefSeq lists its product as uncharacterized. NCBI's taxonomy places the organism in Eukaryota, Viridiplantae, Streptophyta, Magnoliopsida, Fabales, Fabaceae. The record is from RefSeq and is a predicted model, not a curated record.
AUGGAGGACUGGGAAACCGCACAAGAGACAAUAAAAGCAGAUAUCAAUCAGCUAAAGGACCAAGUAGGUCAAAUCUUGGGGGCCUUGAAGUCCUUAAGGGUUUCAGGAGAAGCUUCAUCAGUAAAGGGUGAGGAAAGCACUCACGACGUUAUUAUUUCUUUUCCAACGUACGGAUUGCCAUCGGGUUACACCACACCUGUUGGAGAAUAUUCAGAGGCUGAACAUGCUUCCCUCUCAUUCCCAAUCAAUACUUCAAGGAAUGAAGCAACUACCUUUGCGGAACCACGAGUGACUGUAAUACUCAAGCCUUUAAACACAACUGUUGGUGAUGACUCUUUGGGCAAGAUUACACCACACCCUACUAUGCAAGCCAUAUUCGUUGAUGUUGAGGGAACCAAAACUAAAUUGGAAAUUUUAGAAGAACGACUACGAGCUAUUGAGGGAGGUGGAAACUAUGGGUUUGGCGAAAUUGCCAGUUUAAGCCUAGUUCGUGAUGUCACAAUACCUCACAAGUUUAAAGUUCCGGAGUUCGAAAAGUAUAAGGGUACCACAUGCCCUAGAAGCCAUCUAACCAUGUAUUGUCGAAAGAUGGCUGCCUAUGCUUAUGAUGACAAAUUGCUAAUCCACUUCUUCCAAGACAGUUUGGCUGGGGUAGCAUUGAGUUGGUAUACACACUUGGAAGCGUCUCACAUUUGUUCUUGGAUGGAUUUGGUAGAUGCCUUUUUGAAACAGUACAAGUAUAACAUGGAUAUUGCACCAGAUCGGUUGCAAUUACAAAACAUGGCCAAAAAGGAUGCUGAAUCCUUUAAGGAGUAUGCACAACGAUGGAGAGAGCUUGCUUCUCAAGUGGAACCUCCUCUUCAUGAUAAGGAAAUGGUGGCAAUGUUUGUGAACAUGUUGCAACCACCAUUCUGUGAGCACAUGGUAGGGAAUGUAUCCUCAAAUUUUUCUGAUAUCAUCAUCAUAGGUGAAAGGAUAAAGAUUGGGCUAAAAAAUGGAAAAAUUACAUAUAGCCCGCUUGCGGCUACAACUCCUAAAAAGCCCGAUUUCAGUCUUGGGAAGAAGAUGGAAGUAGAGGUGCACGCAGCAUCAACAAUACCUAAGUGGGAAAAUCAGACUCUUGCUUACCAAGCACAAUCUCUACAAUAG